GGAGGCACAGAGCACAUGUGCGGAGCCUGUUAAAACCCCUCCUCUGGCUGAACCGGGGAACACGCUGCCUGGCGCUUCAGUUUACCGCCGUGUUUUAGCCUUCUGAGUUUUGUUUUUCCUGAGAGAAACGCGCGGCGAGUUGGGACAAUGUAUUACGUGAAGAAGAAGUCCCAGUACAGCCUCCUCAGCAGCAGCAUGGAUCAGAGCCUCGCGGGUCGAGCUGCCUCCACCAGCCCCUACAGCUCCGAGCACACGUCCAACGUGCCCACGCCCUCGCCCUACUCGCAGCCCAACUCCACCUUCGACGCCAUGUCGCCCGCGCCCGCCAUCCCCUCCAACACCGACUACCCCGGCCCCCACAACUUCGAGGUCACCUUCCAGCAGUCCAGCACCGCCAAGUCCGCCACCUGGACGUACUCCCCGCUGCUGAAGAAGCUGUACUGUCAGAUCGCCAAGACCUGCCCCAUCCAGAUCAAACUCUCCUCCACGCCUCCCCACGGGAGCGUGGUGCGCGCCAUGCCCGUCUACAAGAAGGCGGAGCACGUGACGGAGGUGGUGAAGCGCUGCCCCAACCACGAGCUGGGCCGCGACUUCAACGACGGUCAGGCAGCCCCGGCGAGUCACCUGAUCCGGGUGGAGGGGAACAACCUGUCGCAGUACGUGGACGACCCGGUCACCGGCCGGCAGAGUGUCAUGGUGCCCUACGAGUCUCCGCAGGUGGGGACAGAGUUCACCACAGUGCUGUACAACUUCAUGUGCAACAGCAGCUGCGUGGGCGGGAUGAACAGGAGACCCAUCCUCAUCAUCAUCACCUUGGAAACGCGAGACGGUCAGGUUCUGGGUCGGAGGUCGUUCGAGGGGCGCAUAUGCGCGUGUCCGGGCCGAGACAGGAAGGCGGACGAGGAUCACUUCCGGGAGCAGCAGGCCCUGAACGAGAACGUGGCCAAGAACGGCAACGCCAACAAGCGCACCUUCAAACAGACGCCUCCGCACAUUCCCGGCCCUGCCAUUAACAUCAAGAAGAGGAGGCACGGGGAGGAAGAGUUAUACUACAUACCCGUGCGCGGCAGGGAGAACUUCGACAUCCUGAUGAAGAUUAAGGACAGUCUGGAGCUGGUGGAGCUGGUGCCUCAGCAGCUGGUGGACUCCUACCGGCAGCAGCAGCAGCAGCUUCUGCAGAGACAAAGUCACCUGAGCUCCCAGUCGUCCUACGGCUCGCCACUGCCCAACAUGAACAAGAUGCACGGGGGCAUGAACAAGCUGCCCUCCGUCAACCAGCUGGUGGGGCAGCAGACCCAGCCCAGCCCCGGCCCCCCACCAGGCAUGGCACAUAUGGGCUCCAACAUGCUGAACAGCCACCACAUGCAGUCUAACGGAGACAUGAACGGAGCUCACUCUGGCCAGCCCAUGGUGCCCGCAUCCCACUGUACCCCUCCCCCUCCGUAUAACCCUGACCCCAGCCUAGUCAGUUUUUUAACCAGUCUCGGGUGCCAAAACUGCAUUGACUACUUCACAUCCCAGGGCCUACAGAGUGUGUACCACCUCCAGACCCUGUCCAUGGAGGACCUGGGCGCCCUGAAGAUCCCCGAGCAGUUCCGCCUGGCCAUCUGGAGGGGCCUGCAGGACAUGAAGCAGGGCCACGACUACAGCCAGCAGCUGAUUCGCUCCAGCAGCAACACGGCCACCAUGGCCAUCGGCACCUCGGGCGAGCUGCAGCGCCAGCGCGUGAUGGAGGCCGUGCACUUCCGCGUGCGGCACACCAUCACCAUCCCCAACCGCGCCGCGCCCGGCACCGGCGAGGACUGGGCCGACUUCGGCUUCGACAUGCCCGACUGCAAGACCCACAAGCAGAACAUCAAGGAGGAGUUCAUGGAGAGCGACGUCCACUAGGGCCCCCCCCGCCGGCUGCAGACCCGUCCCGUUCGCGCCGCUCUCUGGACUUUUUUUUUUUUCUUGCUGUUUUUUUACGCCGUUAUUUAAAGACUAAAAAAAAAAAAACGUACAUUCAGUGAUGAAUGAAGUGGAAGGGUUGUACUAUGGACGCCCUUUGCUUUAAAAGCAGAAACAGGAACAACGGUUAUAUUUAAUUUCCCAAUUUCUGGGGACUUUUUUUUAUUUUUAUCAAAGCACUUCCAUAUUUGAAAUGUCUUGAGUGCAGAUAUUAGUUUCACUUUGUGUGUAGAUUCUGUGAUGACUUUACU
Molecule: messenger RNA, 2201 nt
Organism: Conger conger (European conger)
Lineage: Eukaryota; Metazoa; Chordata; Actinopteri; Anguilliformes; Congridae
Gene: tp73
Product: tumor protein p73
Exons: 12
Coding region: 148-1890 (580 amino acids)
Biological process (GO): apoptotic process; regulation of transcription by RNA polymerase II; protein tetramerization
Cellular component (GO): nucleus
Molecular function (GO): protein binding; DNA-binding transcription factor activity, RNA polymerase II-specific; RNA polymerase II cis-regulatory region sequence-specific DNA binding
Source: RefSeq, a predicted model, not a curated record